Molecule: messenger RNA, 2599 nt
Organism: Exophiala oligosperma
Lineage: Eukaryota; Fungi; Ascomycota; Eurotiomycetes; Chaetothyriales; Herpotrichiellaceae
Exons: 2
Coding region: 293-2179 (628 amino acids)
Source: RefSeq, a predicted model, not a curated record
GUGUGAUAUACUGAGAUGACAGCUUGUGCUCCGUAGAUGUCUUUGGUCUGAACUCCAUGGAGGGGCACAGCCACAAUUCUCCCGUCGCGCGUCAUCAGCCUCGUCAAGCCUCGACCUUGGAUUCUCCGUAACCGCCCAACUCAAACGACUGAGGCACAAUGAACAAUCUGCGCAUUGCUCGACCACAGCAAAGACAAGUUGCCGUCAUGCUGUGAGUUUUCCGUGUCUGCGCUCGAUUACAAGCCGUCCAAGCCGAAGCCAUCAUAUUGUGUUGUACAACAGCAACAACAACAUGCCACCAUUUCCUGGCGAAGAAACGCUGACUACGGUGUACGCCGACGUGCACACGUACUUUGACGCUCCAACCCCUCGACCGUUCCUCCAUCGUUUCGACAAGACCUCGUACUUUUACAUCUACUACAACUCUACGAGACAGACCAGCCGCAUCGAGGUCGCGCUUCAUCCUGGUUCGGCCGACCAGGCCGCCUUCAGUGGCUAUCUCGACAAUGUCCACGUCACAAACGCCCACCAGUUCCCUACCCGGGUGACUCUCGUCGUGGACGCGACGACGGGCCCGACGACGACCGCGUCGCCCGCAUCUGCCCGGUCGUCAUCACGAGAGCCAGAUGAAUGGCGCCUGGCCAGCGCGGAUCCACGAGACCCGGGAACGACAAGGUACAGGAUACACACGAUCGACUUUUAUUUUUGGAAUCAAGAGGACGCGAAAUUGAUCGUGGACAUAUGCAAGAGACUGUUACAACCGCACCAACUGGACGUUGACGAUGAUCAUGACGAGCUCGAGGAAUCGCACGCGCACGCGCACGUACAGGCGCACGAGGUCGAGUCGGAGCUGGAGCCCGAACCCGAACCCGAACCAUACCCUCAUGACAUGGUCAGUUCGGUGGUGCAGAAUCUCGAACAUGUCGCCAUCUCUGAUCCCGCGUACGGCAAGGACAAGAGCCACGAUCCCACCAAGGCGCGAGCCAUGCAGAUGCCACCACCUACUCAACCAGCGACGGCGGCAGCAGCAGCACUUGGUCAAGUUCCCAGCACAGCCCAUGCGGCGGCUGCGGCAGUGGCAGCGACAUCGCCAUCACCUGGUUCCGCGUCGACAAACAUCGAAAGAAACCAUUCGGCACACUCACUAACCCCAGCCUCGGGCACGAAUUUCACUCCUCUCGCGUACAACCCAGCGGCGCCCGCGGCUCCCGAACCCAUUGCGCACCGCGAAGACACUCCCCCUCCGGUCGACGCGGCAAACGGAACUGGUCUGGCGACAGCCGCAAUGCACGACCGCGCCUAUGCCCCGGCCCAUCAUCAACAACAACAACAACAGCCUCAUACUGUUCCCGGAGGUGUCAGUGUCGGUGUCGUGCCAGGAGCAGGACAGCAACCUUACGGUCAUUACGGCUCACCACCACCACCGCCUCCUGGUGCUUGUGUUGUUCCCGGCCAACCGUCCUUUGGUCCACACGCGACGACCACGACGAUGACGACGACGACGCCACCACAACACCAGCACCCAUCGUUCGCAGGAGGAGUCGGAGCACUACCACCACAAUCCAUCUCUUCGGCUCUUCAGACCUCACCGAGGACAUCCGGCUCGACCGGAUUCGGAGGGGGAACAACCGGCCCGUCGAGCGCCACCAGCCCGGACCCGAGCCGCCACCCCAGCGUCGCCGCACAACACUACGUGCCCCACCAGCAGGACCCCAACGCCCACAUCUUUGGCGGUCAACAACAACAGCAACAGGCCGUGCAGAGCCCCGGCGCUCAAUUCUACCAAUCCGUCAACGCCCAACCUCACAAACCCCUCCAGCACAUUCAACCGCAGUACCCAGACUACCUGUCGGCGGGAUCAUCUCCGCCACCACCACCCCCGUCGCAUGCUGCUGCCGCUGCCACCCCUGUGGGUGGAUACGCAAACUACAGUUACGCACAGACCGGCGGUGGACAACCCGGUGGCCUCACACAGCAAGGUGUCGGGACGACGGGGAACCCAUACGACGUCCACGGUCAACUCUACCGACCCACCGAGGACGAGUACCACACCCACCAUCACCAUCAGCGAAAACCGUCACGCGCGUCCGGCUCACAACACAACCAACCGUCCACCGUGGACAGGUUGGAAAAGGGGGUCGGCAAGUUUUUCAAGAGGAUUGAGAAGAAGAUUGGUUGAGUGCGGGCGAGAUUGAACCGGAGCCGAUCGACCAGGUCGACAGAGUGAGAAAGCAAGAGAGUUGGGGAGGUUUUGUCUGGGGAAAGAUUGGAUGAGAUUCAACUACGGACCCCGUCCAGCCGCGGAAACGAUACAACACUGACAUGUGAAUGUGGGAGAGAUAUUCAUGAUGAAAUGAACGACGAACGUGACGAAAUUAACGAUUUGAUGUGUCCGGCACGAUUGGCUUUUAGUCAUUGCAGACUGAAAUGUGGUUGGAAUCUUUCCUAGGUAUACAUCAGGCUACUUACUACUCCUUAGCACUUAGCAAGCGUCGAGUCGAAUUUUGUUUGAUUCAGAAGUCAUGUUUCCGAAUCAGAGCCCUCGUCUAUGGCGGCUAUAAUACUCUCAAUUUACCCUUUGUCUCCAAAUCCAAAACCA